CUUUAUUUGAACAUAAGAAGUGAACAACGGACACCGGGCAAGAGGCCCUUCACAAGAAGAACCGAGACUGAGUUCCUGGCUCUGUGGUACAGGUGAACAGGUAAUGAAAUCGUCCCUUUUAUCCUACUUGCCUGUAUAGUUUUGAUCCGUCAUGGAUAAUCUGUCGUCAGAAGAAAUUCAGCUAAGGGCUCACCAGGUUACUGAUGAGUCUUUGGAAAGUACAAGGAGAAUCCUGGGCUUAGCCAUAGAGUCUCAGGAUGCGGGAAUCAAGACUAUCACUAUGCUGGAUGAGCAAGGAGAACAACUAAAUCGCAUAGAAGAAGGCAUGGACCAAAUAAAUAAAGACAUGAGAGAGGCAGAGAAGACUUUAACAGAACUCAACAAGUGCUGUGGCCUUUGCGUCUGCCCUUGUAAUAGAUUGUCAGAUGGUGGUUGUUUCUUUGAAACCAGGACGAAGAACUUUGAGUCUGGAAAGAACUAUAAGGCAACAUGGGGAGAUGGUGGAGACAACUCACCUAGCAAUGUAGUAUCUAAGCAACCAGGACGGGUAACAAAUGGUCAGCCUCAGCAAGCCACAGGAACAGCCAGCGGUGGAUACAUUAAACGUAUAACUAACGAUGCCAGAGAAGAUGAGAUGGAAGAGAACCUGACUCAAGUGGGCAGUAUCCUAGGCAAUCUAAAGAACAUGGCUCUGGACAUGGGCAAUGAAAUUGAUGCUCAGAACCAGCAAAUACAGAGGAUCACAGAAAAGGCUGACACCAACAAAGAUCGGAUUGACAUUGCCAAUACAAGAGCAAAGAAACUCAUUGACAGCUAAAGCCACUGCUGUACUUCUUUACCAGUUUCUCCGUUCUCUGGCUCCUAAGUCAUUACCUGUUCAGAGUUUGAAAGUUGGUGAAAGAAGGACCAGAGGAGGAAUGCCUCCCUACUUCUUCCUUUCUGUCCUUUGGGGUAGGUUCCUGCUUAGGCUUCACUACAGCCCCUCCCCGUUCACACUCCUAAGCUGCUUUCCAUGCAUCACACCCAGUCCAUCAUCCUCCUCACUUAGCAUCUUUGCAUUCAAGAUUUGAAAGCAUUGCCAAAGAGCCAUGAAGUGUGGGUGUCUGUAUAAGUAGCUUUUGUUGUUGGUUGGUUGGUUUGGUUUUGGUUUUGUGGUAAAGAGCAAGAGGAAGGAAGAAUUGAAGUUGUUAACUCAUUAAAGAAACUACAGGUCAAGAAAACGAAACAGGCUAAUGCCUGGGGUAGGAGGUUUUACUCAUGCAUUUUUUUUUUUAAUUUCACUAUUUUGCAGCUUCUGCUCCAAAGGAGAACACAGUGGGUUUUCUUACAGUGAGCUUCACUGAGUUUGUAGUGAUUUGUGUAUAUACAUAGGUUCUGGACCCCGUUUCAUACUGCACACACAGGAAUUCUCCUAUCAGGAGUCAUAGCAUGGUCCCAUUGUAGACCUGUUAACCUCGUGAAGUUGUCAUUAAUCUUUUAAAGAUGUACAUAUAUAUGAAAUAUGAGACUUCCUCACUAAAGCAGGGCUUCAAAAUUUUGGGUAAAGUUUGACAGUGUAUCAUGUGAAUUCAGAUUUACCUCAAUACUAAGAAUUACGUUUAGAUAUGAAAAAAAAACUUGUUUUGAUCUCAGGUAGCAAAAUAGAUUACUUUGAAUUUUGUGUAGUUUUAGACAUUUAAAAAGUUAUAAUUUGAUACUAAAAGUUGUUUAGGAAAUUAGACCUUCAGAUUAAUCAUUGAUGACUGUACUGCCAUCCCCUCUGCUGUAUGUUCAGAGUCACGCCUAUGUAGAUCCUGCAAUGCUGGGAACGUUGAGUUGCUAUUGUCACCUUUGUUUAAGAAUUAGCAUCUGUACACUUUAGAGCUACCAAAGUAGAUUGGCUUGACCAAUAACCAUUACUUGAUUCUUACAAUUAAAUUUUGUAACUAUUGGUAUUGUUCUUUCAAAUAGGCAACAUGUUUCUGACUUAUUUGUGGGGGCGAUUAUUUAAUCAGUUAACAAAUUGAAUAAAGCAAAUGUCCAUACAUCAAGCAGUCCAACUGAACGCUGCAAUUAGCUCUUUUCCAGUUUUUAUUAGGAAUGUUUAUAGGAGUUUCUGUGGCUGGUCACGAGUCCGUUUUAGUCAUUAAUUGACUUAAAUUUGAACUUAAAUCCACUGAGUAUUUCUAACUAGAAGUUAGUUACAAGUAUUUACUAAAGAUGACACAGCUCAGAAACAUCCCAAGGGUGAGGAGGACAGUAUUGAAGUUAAACAACAGAGAAAUGCUCCAUAACAGGAUGGAUAGUUUGUCAGGUGAAGGGAUUGAAUGUAUAAAGUAUAAUUAAGUUUAAAACACUAGAUAGUGCUAUACCUAAAAGUGCUUUUCUUUUUUUUUUCUUUUUUUUUUUUUUUGUUGUUGUUGUUGUUGUUGUUUGUUUUUUGAGACAGGGUUUCUCUGUGGUUUUGGAGCCUGUCCUGGAACCAGCUCUUGUAGACCAGGCUGGUCUCGAACUCACAGAGAUCCGCCUGUCUCUGCCUCCCGAGUGCUGGGAUUAAAGGCGUGCGCCACCACCGCCCGGCUAAAAGUGCUUUUCUUAAAAGCAUUUAAAAACUUAAUACAUUGAUCUGGCUAAAGAAACGGUACUGCUAGGUGGUAUCCAAGGUUUAGUUGGUUGGAACAUGUAUUAAAGCACCCAGUUGUCAAGUUUCUCCUUUGCUCUCGUUGGCAGGUAUGAAUGUAUGCCUAUUUCCGUGCCUUGGUUUCCUUACUUAUAAAUGGGAAUUAAUUAAUCCUACUCCAUAAACUAAUUUACAGAAUGGUAAUGCCUAGAAAUCUCUUAGAGUAAGCAGGGCUCAGAGGCUAUACUGGUAAUCCCAUCACUGGGGAACCUGAGGCAGAGCUAACCUACGCAGUGAAUUGUGGGCCAGCCUAAGUUACAUUUAGAUAAAAACACCCUCCCCCCACCAAGACAAACAAAAACCCUUAGAAUGGUGCCUGUCUGGUGUAAAUAUAAUAAAUAAUAGCUAUUUUCUCUAGAAUGGAGGGAGUUCUUCUUGGUUAAAGAUCCGUGAAUUUGAUGAAAGAGAAUAAAAGCAAAGAAACUAUUGUCCCAUUAUUUUUGAGAGUUAAUAGCAAGUAGUUAACAUGAGCUGGAUCAUCUGUCAUCUGGCUUCACUUUUUCAUUUUCUAGUAUUGUGAUGUUGAACACAGUACCUGUGACUAAAGUUAAGAAAUAGUGUCUCGCCGGGCAGUCCGGUGGCACACACCUUUAAUACCAGCACUCAGAAGGCAGAUGCAGGCAGAUCUCUGUAAAUUUGAGGCCAACCUGGUCUACAGAGCUAGUUUCAGGACAGCUAGGGAUGUUACACAGAGAAACCCUGUCUCCAAAAACAAACAAACAAAGAACUAGUAUCCUGAACUAAACCUUUUCUCCUUUUUCUUUUUGGUUUCUUGAGGCAGGGUUUCUCUGUGCAGCCCUGGCUGUCCUGGAAGUCAAUCUCUAGAUCAGACUGGCCUCAAACACAGUAUUUGCUUCCCUUUUCCUCCCCGAUGCUAGAAUUAAAGGCAUGUGCCACCACCGCCAGGCAUAAACUUUUUAUUCUUUUAAAUUGAUUCUCACCGUGUAACCUUGGCUUGCCUCAACAGUAAAGCUCAAAUUUCAUCUUAUUUGAGUCUUAACUUGAGCUAUUCCCAUUUUGUUUUUUCUUCCAUUUUAAUUUAUCCUUUAUUCUCACUUGAUCUUUCCUUAUUACAUAUGGGUUAUGACUCUCCCAUUAACUAAAACAUCUAAAUUCUAAACAUCCUAAAUGAACAUUUAAAAUUAACUUUUUAGGACUGAAGUUGUAGAAUUACUCAGUUCGUAGGGUGUUUGCCUAGUAUUCAAGAAUACCUAGGUUCAAUCUUGUAUCACCACGUAAGCCAAGUGUGGUGGCAUGCCCCUCUAAUCUUAGUUCUAGGUCAGAGAUUACAGGAGGAUCAGGAGUUCAAGGUCAUCCUCAACUGUGCAGUGAGUUAUAGGACAAUCUGGGAUAUGUGAAAGCCUACUCAAAAAAGGGGGCGGCAGUGAGAUGGCUCGCAGGUAAAGUCACCUGCUUCCAAGCCUGACAAGCCAGGUGUGAUCUCCAGGACCGACAUGGUGGAAGAAGAAAGCCAGCUCACAAAAGUUACCCUCCAGCUUCCACAUGUGGUGCCAUGGUGUAUGCAAGCUUAUAUACACAUACACAUAAAAUAAAGUGAAAUAAAAAUUACAAACACGUUAUUUGAAUGCUGGUUUCCUGGGUGAUCUCAUUUCCUAGUUAUCCCGAUUAGGUCCCUAGUUUGAUUUGUAUUUCUCAUACUGAUAUUAAGGUCACUUAUCCUGAAGUCUUGGUUUUCUGCCUCUUAAUGUAGUCCUAGCUCUCAGCCUUCUAUUUCUGUAUAAUUUACUCAAUUGUACUUUUACGCUUUAUAGAAUAAGAUAAAUGGCUUAUUUCAUUGA
Chionomys nivalis (European snow vole) is the source of this 4458-nucleotide messenger RNA. It is a transcript of the gene Snap23, whose product is annotated as synaptosome associated protein 23. The record is from RefSeq and is a predicted model, not a curated record. The transcript is spliced from 10 exons. The coding region runs from base 152 to 817 and encodes 221 amino acids. Gene Ontology annotation, molecular function: SNAP receptor activity; syntaxin-1 binding. NCBI's taxonomy places the organism in Eukaryota, Metazoa, Chordata, Mammalia, Rodentia, Cricetidae. Gene Ontology annotation, biological process: exocytosis; synaptic vesicle priming; synaptic vesicle fusion to presynaptic active zone membrane. Gene Ontology annotation, cellular component: synaptobrevin 2-SNAP-25-syntaxin-1a-complexin I complex; plasma membrane.